AUCCCUCCCUUCAAACAAAAGCCAUUAUAUGUAGCUAUAUAUAAAUAAGCCAUGUUUCAAUACUCAUCUGUGCUUGCUUCUAUAUACUCUCUCAGAUAACUUCAGCAGCUUCCAGCCUUCCAGAAUAUGAUCCCUAAUCUUUCUCCUUUAGAUUCAGUUCAGCAAUAUCUUCUUCAGGAUGAUCCUUCCUCUAUGAUUCUCAUGAACGUCUUCCUCACGAGUAAUAAUAACCCUAGUUUUAACCCUAGCCGCGAUAAUUCUUCGCCGGAGCAGGACGCUAGUAACUCAAGUGGCACUGCUUUUUCCGCCGAGCAUGACGAUGGUGUGAGAUCUCCGGCAGGUGAUCAUAGGGUUGAUAAUGUUAGCAAUGCAGGAUCUGUGGUGCGUGAAGGGAACGCGCCACCGAGAUGGAAGAAUUACAGAGGUGUGAGGCGGCGGCCGUGGGGGAAGUUCGCGGCUGAGAUCCGGGAUCCGAAGAAGAACGGUGCAAGGAUAUGGUUGGGAACUUAUGAGAGGGAGGAGGAUGCAGCUUUGGCUUAUGAUAGAGCUGCUUUCAAGAUGAGGGGUAGAAAAGCCAAGCUGAAUUUUCCUCACCUCAUUGGAUCGGAGCCACUACCGGAGCCGCCAAGAGUGGUUGCUGGACAGAAGCGGCGCCGCUCACCGGAACCUUCAUGGGCAUUGGGGAAUACAUCUGAGGAUGGUGGAUCUCAAGGGUUAAGGAAGAGGAAGAACUUGGCUGGGUUAUUGAAUAAGUUAGCAACAAAUGGAAAUCUAAGCCAGAAGCUUGAAAUGGCAUUGAUGAAGGCAUAGGUCUUGUCCUUUUUUUUUCUUCUGUUUUUCUUUCCUGAAAAAAAAAGAAAAUACGAAAAUCAUGGGUUCGAUAUGUUGUAAAUCAAUAAGAAGCUCUGAACAAUUAUUUCAAUUUUAAUGCGAAAUAUCUUGACGUAAAA
This is a messenger RNA of Neltuma alba, 950 nucleotides long. RefSeq names its product ethylene-responsive transcription factor 13-like. NCBI's taxonomy places the organism in Eukaryota, Viridiplantae, Streptophyta, Magnoliopsida, Fabales, Fabaceae. Bases 127 to 810 code for a protein of 227 amino acids. Gene Ontology annotation, molecular function: DNA-binding transcription factor activity; DNA binding. Gene Ontology annotation, biological process: regulation of DNA-templated transcription; ethylene-activated signaling pathway. The record is from RefSeq and is a predicted model, not a curated record. The transcript has a single exon.